Mercenaria mercenaria is the source of this 2741-nucleotide messenger RNA. RefSeq names its product fibroleukin-like. The coding region runs from base 228 to 1523 and encodes 431 amino acids. The transcript has a single exon. NCBI's taxonomy places the organism in Eukaryota, Metazoa, Mollusca, Bivalvia, Venerida, Veneridae. The record is from RefSeq and is a predicted model, not a curated record.
ACAACUGUAUACUUACUAGCAGUGACCUAAAGUUUCCACUAGAGUAGGAGCCGGUUACUCAUAUUCUAGAUGGACUAACUGUUACUAUACUGACUUGAAAUUAAGCAUCUUCGAUUAAAUGUCUUCUUAAGAGGAAUGAAUACUCAGUAGCUGCAGAAUUUAAACCAAUUUCUAAAGCAAAUCGUUUAAAGUUAUGUGAAAGUACAGUACAUAAUAACAAUAGCAAGAUGCGGCUUUGUAUGAUUAAAACCGUGCUGUUUAUUCUACUCCAGAUUAUUAAAAUUUGCAGUUCAAGUUCAAAAAUAGAUUCAAAACUUGUUAUAGAAAGGAUAAAAUAUCUAGAAACAAGAAUCAAUACAGAAGCAAAGUUCAGAGAUGCAGAUUACGCAGUUGUUAUUGACAGACUGGAUGAGAUAGAUAAAAAGUUGAAUGAAUCCCUCGUGCAAGGAGAUGGCUUUGAUAAUGAGGAUCAGGAAGCAAGCGAUGAAAGCAACUCUGAAAUAAUAGAACAUUUAAAAGAAGAUUUUACAAGAAUUAGGAAAGCUUUUCGUGAAGAAAAGUCUGAAACAGCAAGGAUUCGUAGAGAGAUUCCUCAGAUUGAAAAUGAUAUAAAUUCGGUUAAAGAGGUUGUUGAUAAAUAUUGUAUGGCGAAUACAAACAAAACAGAAGAGAUUUUGUGGCGACUUGAAGAAUAUGGGGAUAAGAUUGAUACGGUCGGUAAGGAAAUAGUCGAGCAAGGUGUGAACAAUACUGAAGCUAUUGCAAACACAAUUAAUCUUGAUAACUCUAAAGCAUUUGAGAUAACGCAAAUAGUUCAAAGAAAUGCUGAAAACAUUGCAAAAAUAGAGGAUGCCCUUCGUAAUUUAUCUAGUAACCUUGCUCAUUUAUUCAUCUACGGACCAAAAUAUUCUUGUAAAGAGUUUAGACUAAAUGGAGCUCUUCAAAAUCGUGUCUAUAAACAAUAUAAUGGACUCGAUGUAUUCUGUGACCAAACGACAGACGGUGGGGGUUGGACUGUGUUUCAGAGACGGCAAAAUGGUGAAACUGAUUUCUAUCGUAACUGGACCGAGUAUAAAAACGGCUUUGGCGAUCUCACUGGUGAAUUUUGGCUAGGAAAUGAACAUUUGAGUAUUCUUACAUCAAGUGGAGAUCAUGAACUGAGAAUAGAUAUGGAGGAUUUUGACGGAAAUAAGGCAUAUGCUAAAUAUAGUAAGUUCAUGGUAUAUCCGGAAGAAGACAAGUACAAACUGGAGGUGAGUGGAUACAGUGGAAAUGCUGGAGAUUCUCUCGAGUAUCAUAAUGGAAUGGCGUUCACAACGUUCGACAAUGACAAUGAUAAACACUCGUCAAGAAACUGUGCAAUAUACGGGCAUGGUGCCUGGUGGUACAACGCUUGUCACCAUUCCAAUCUCAAUGGACAGUAUUUUAAUAUUCCUGGUAAAAGAGAUCACAGAGGAAUCAUCUGGUUCUACUGGAAAAAUAAAGAUUACAGUUUGAAAAGUGUGGAAAUGAAAUUUCGUUAAACAAAUGAAAGAUGUAAAAUUCAAACAUCAUUAUACAUUUAAACAAUCGUGAUGUUGAAAUUAGAAAGACGUGUGUAUUUCACAUUAAAGACAAAUGUAUAUAUUAAAGUUUUGUGCUUAAUGGUGACGAUAACUGAUUAAAUCUUAAAAAUCAAUAAUAUGACGAACUCUUAGACUUCUGUAUCUGUUUGUAUUGGGAAACAUUGUACCAUGCAUGAAAAUAAGUGUUUUCUCUGCAACUCGACUGUAAAAUGUAUUCAAUCUAUUUUGUAUAGAUAAAAACGUGUAUACAAAUUUAUGUUUGUUGAGAUAAAAGCUUGUGUACAAAUGUUUGUUUAAAACUGAAUCAUGUAUUAUGCACUGAAACUCUAGCUAUGGUCAGAAGGAAAUUCAAGUUAUAUUAUAAACGGAGAAGAAAAACGUAGAAAUAAAACAUCAUAGGAAUGAUGACCAGUAAGUAGAAAAUCAAAUUGCAAUAACACACUAUGCAAAAGAACAUCUCGAGAAAGAAUAUAGGAUUCUUUAUUAGAUGUAGGUGUAAAUGUAAUAUCUGGCUUGAGGGUAACUUUUUAGUGAUAUCAAGGUUCUGCCGAGCUACUGCGUGAACGGUCGGAUAUUCCUCUCCGCACCUACAACCAAUGAAAGAAUCUUGUUCUUGCAAAACAAAUAACAGGAAAAAUAGAAUCAAACAAAGGACUUUCUUAAAGCAUUUCUUUCUUGCAGUAGCGUAAUUAUAAAGAGCGGGAAUUUUACGUCACGUUUCGACGUUACAACAUCACGCCGAAACUAACAUGAAAGAGUGUGUUCGUUGCAGAAAAUGAGGUUUUUUAUUUUAAAAAAUCCGUAAAAUACCUUAUAAGGAAUAAAGAGGAAAUAGGCAAUCUAUUUUUAUUCGGUUAUACGUAAAAAUAUAAUAUUAAUACUGUACGAAAUUACUACAUAUAAUUUUGUAGUUCGUUGUACGUUAUUUUCAGACGAGAGUCAUCUUACAUCCAUUUGAUGUUCUUACACACCUUGGUUAUAAGAGGAUGUUUUUCAGCACUAGUGAAAUAACUGGUAUGACAAAAAAAAACAAUUCAAGUAACAUAAUACAAUGCCGAUUAAAAAUAUUUCAAGUAAAAGUAUAAAAUUAUUGCCAUCUAAUUAUAAUAAUAUUUGUGACAUGCUUUAGCUACAACGAAAAUAGUCAGGUAACGGCUUAUUUGUAUAUAGUAUGUU